UGAAGCGCCACCUGGAAUUUAAAGGCGAGCGGGAAGGUUUACCAUGUCGGAGGACAAAGUUAUUCCAGUACGUGUUGCGAUACGUUGUCGACCCCUGAUCGCAAAGGAAUUGAAUGAAGGAUGUCAGAAGUGUGUACGUUUUAUCGACAAUGAACCCCAGCUUGUCCUAGGUUCCAAUAGAUCUUUUACUUACGAUUAUGUUUACAGUCCUGAUCAUUCCCAGCUUAAGGUUUACGAUACUGCAGUCAAACAUCUGGUCAAGCACAUCUUCAAAGGGUACAAUGCAACAGUUUUAGCGUAUGGACAAACAGGAAGUGGGAAGACUUACACUAUGGGAGGAUGUUAUGACAUGGUUGGUGAAAUAGAAAAAGGUGUCAUUCCGCGUGUUAUGCAGGAACUGUUCAAUGGAAUGGAAGAUAGACCAGAGUAUUCGUUCACUGUUAAAGUUUCAUAUUUGGAGAUAUACAAUGAGGAUAUAAAUGACUUACUGUGCCCAAUGUCUAAGAGAGAGCCGUUGGCUAUCAGAGAAGAUGCUACUGGAGGAAUCAGGUUACCAGGUUUAAGAGAGAAAACAGUGACGUCCUACGAAGAAACAUUGACCUGCCUUAGCAUGGGAGGUCAAGUCAGAACAACUGGAGCCACUGCUAUGAAUAGCACGUCCAGUAGAAGUCAUGCUAUCUUUACAAUACAUGUGGAAAUGAAGAAAAAAGAUGAUGAAAAUGACACCUGUAGUGCCAAGUUCCACUUAGUAGAUCUAGCAGGAUCUGAGAGAGCAAAAAAGACGCAGGCAGAGGGAGAAAGAUUUAAGGAAGGGGUGAACAUCAAUAGAGGACUUUUAUGUUUAGGCAAUGUCAUCAGUGCACUGGGUGAUGACAAAGAGAAAAGGUCCUAUAUUCCAUAUAGAGACUCCAAGUUAACAAGACUUCUUCAAGAUUCAUUAGGAGGGAAUUCCUAUACUCUCAUGGUAGCAUGUAUCAGCCCAGCAGAUACUAACAUGGAAGAGACAUUGAACACAUUACGCUAUGCUGACAGAGCCAGAAAGAUCAAGAACAAACCUAUAAUUAACCGUGAUCCACAGACGGCAGAGAUCAUAAGACUGAAACAGUUGGUAAUAGAAUUAGAGACAAGACUUCAGUCUGGGGGUUUAACAAUUAAGUGUGAGAGUUCAGUAGCUACAUAUACAUCAGUAUUUUCAUCUACAACAUCUACUACAGCAUCUACAUCCAUGUCAUACGCAGAUCAGGACUCUAUUAUGGACAAAGUCAAAGAAUUGGCAGAGAAAAACAAACAGCUAGAGGAAGAAAAUGAGAAGUUGUCAGAUGAACUACAGAGAGCUGUUGAUAACAGUGCUAAUCUAUGUGAGAAAGUUAUCAAGUUAGACCUGAAAUGUGAACGAUUGAAAAACAGACUGGAUGAUUUCAAAAAGGACACUGGGUUGGAUUUCAAUGUAUUAAGUUCAAGUUUAGAUGUGAACUCUCAUCCAGAGUUGAAAGAACAGAUGGACAAAUUGAGACAUCUUGCUGAGCGAGUUAAUGACGAUAAGGAGGAACCAGAAGACAGUAUACCAGAACAAGAUGAGGAUAUGGACCAGGCUGAGUCCCUUCCAGGAACCCCAGACAGUAGGGCUAUGUCUAAAGAAUAUGCCUUCAGGCAAGCCAAGAUGACAAAUGAAUUACAAGAACUGAACAAACUGCUGGAGAAAAAGGAACUGCUUGCUAAACAAAUGACUCAAAAUGAUGAUCAGAUGAAGGCAAUGAAAGGCCAAUAUGAUCAUGCCAUCAGUGGGAUGAAUUCUGAGAUAGAAAGUCUACAGAAAGAGAAAGAGGAAUUAGCACAGGCUUUAGAAAAUGCGAAAUAUAACUCGGCAACUAGCAAAGUGGCAGAGCAGAGAAGACAAAGAUUAAAAGAGUUAGAACAACAGAUGUCACAACUUAAGAGAAAAGUCAACGAUCAAACAAAACUGUUAAAAAUGAAGGAACAGUCAGAAAAACAAGUUUCUAAAAUGAAUGUGGAUAUACAGGGUAUGAAACAACAAAGAGUUAAGUUGAUGAAACAGAUGAAAGAAGAUGCAGAUGAAUUUAGACGAUGGAAGAUGAAAAAAGAAAAAGAAGUCAUGCAGUUACAACAAAAGGGAAGAAAAAGGGAUUGUGAGAUUGCCAAAUUACAGAGAGAAAACCAGAAACAACAAAGCAUUCUGAAAAGAAAGGGAGAAGAGGCUGCUGCAGCAAACAAGAGAUUGAAGGAAGCUUUAGUCAAACAAAAACAAGUUCAGAAAGAGAGAAAUGAAAAAUUUGAAAAAUAUGACACAACCAGUAUAGGAAAUAGGGUUAGGUCCUGGUUGAGUCACGAGCUGGAGGUCAGAGUCAGCAUCAGGGAGGCCAAAUAUCAUUUGAACAGGCUGCUGUCUGAUCGUAAGGAAAUGGUUAUGAAUUUGAAAGACUUGAAGGACAGGAUAGAUGAGGAUGCUCCACCCACCAAGAAGUUGGCCUGGAUAAAAGACGGGAAGUUAGACUCGUCAAGUUUUGAGGUUGAACAUGUAAAGAAACAGAUAGAGGAAGUACAACAACAGAUUGAUGAGAGGAAUGCUCAGAUAACUGACCUCCAACAAAAGGUUGUUGAUGCUGAUCAAGAAUGUAAAGGGAAAUCUAUAUGGGAGAGUUUACACACGAUGGUAGAGGCAAAGUGUGCAUUGAAAUGGUUACUAGAACAGGCAGUAUCAUCUAGGGCAGAUAGUAGUAAAGCCCAGGGUGAAUUACAAGAUUCUAAACUGCAUCACAUAGACAGACAUGGUGAAAUGGAAGAACUUCAGAAAGAAAUAGAGAAUUUAAAACACAAACAUGAAGACAAUGUAACCAGGAUACAGAAACAACAUGAAGAUAAGGUUUUGUUUCUGUUGAGACAGAUGAAGGCUGUAGAUAGUAGUGUGACAUUAGAUGAAGACGUUAGACAGAGAAUCAAAUUCCAGCAAGAAGAGAUUGAUAAACUGAGUAAACUACACGAGGAGGUUCAGAAAAAAAAUGACGAAUGUGAAUCACUGAAGCAGCAUCUGACCAAGGCCAUGUAUCAAGGGAAAAGUUUUGCUUUGAUGCCAAGUAUAGAUGCUGACCAUGAGGUGGCUUCACCAUUCCUUACGCCAAAACCUAAAGCUAAGGCCAAGAGGAAAACUGUGGAAAAAGAUGAGUCGUUUAUGAGUGAGGGUGAAUACUUUGCUGCUAUUAGUGAUGAGGAGGAUGGCGUGGAAGAGGAGGAGGAGGAUGUUAACAGUGAUGAGGAAUGGUGGAGGACACCAAAAUAUAAACGAAAACAAAGUUCAAAGAUAGUUCAGCCAAAAAAAGAUCCAUCAAGAAAUUCUAUAACAAAAUGUAACUGUAAAGGAAACUGCCUGAAGAAAAUCUGUGGCUGUCGAAAACAAGGCAUUGUGUGCUCUGACCAUUGUAAAUGUUCCAGUCAGUGUAGGAACAUAGAACAGCCAGGAUCAACAACCAAUCCAGACGAUGAUAGUAUUUCAACAACUCUAAACAGUACCUACAAUUUAGAGGAGAAAGAAAAUAUUUUGUCACAAAAUAGCAGUGCGAAUGAAUUUAUUGAGCCAAUGAUUCCUAAAAGGAAAUCUCGAACAAACAAUAAUAGUGAAAUAAGCUCAUCCACAGAGGGAGCCACAAAGAAGAGGAGACUACUCACUGGGAGUAACAGCUUUUUUAAACCUCUAUAGUUAUGAAUUUAUAGACAAUGCUUCAUGGAUACACAGAUGUUGGUGGUAGAUUUAGUUCACAAAAUGCUGUUUUGUCAAUUAUUCAGCACUGUCUAGUUUAAUGUAGGUUUGGAUGCCGGACUGAAUGACUGAUACAGACAAGAAAAGACAUUUAUGUUACCGCUAACAGUUUAUGAAAUUCAGAUGACUAUUGUAAUCAACGAACAAUUAAUUAUUACCAUAUAGUUAUCUGUCUGGCAUUAAAAAAAGUUAACUAAAGACUAUCUAUAAUCACUAAGGAUAUUUAUCUUUUAUGUCAUGUUUAUGAGAGAGAAAAAAAAAAGAAUGACUGGUUGCUGCAGUCUGAUAUCUGAGAAGAAAUCAGCUCUACUGAAAAAAAGAUUGUGCAAUAUUAUUUUAAUUUAAUUGACACCAAUGUUUAUAGUAAAAUAGUAUAUUUUCUUUA
Messenger RNA from Mytilus californianus (California mussel), 4157 nucleotides. Its product is annotated as chromosome-associated kinesin KIF4A-like. The transcript has 28 exons. The coding region runs from base 44 to 3712 and encodes 1222 amino acids. Gene Ontology annotation, molecular function: microtubule binding; microtubule motor activity; ATP binding. The record is from RefSeq and is a predicted model, not a curated record. Gene Ontology annotation, biological process: microtubule-based movement; mitotic spindle organization. Lineage: Eukaryota; Metazoa; Mollusca; Bivalvia; Mytilida; Mytilidae.